Cinara cedri is the source of this 722-nucleotide messenger RNA. The record is from the annotation of a GenBank genome assembly. NCBI's taxonomy places the organism in Eukaryota, Metazoa, Arthropoda, Insecta, Hemiptera, Aphididae.
AUGGUCUAUCUGCGAAAAAACGGCGUUUGGAAAAUCGUGGGUGAAGUGUUCCGGGCGAUGAACGAAAGUAGACCGGAUGAUCCAAUCGAGUAAACACAAAAAUAAUUAAUGAAACAUAUACAUCAUAAUUCAUCGUAUUAUAUACAUAUUACAAUAUUAUAUUUAUAUUUUUAUAGGUACACUAUAGGUACACAGAUAACGUUAUAACAAAUGCGUUUACAAAACAUAUUUCGGGGGAGGGGGGGUUAAGGUUGUACACUUUCAUACUAUUAUAACAAAAUAGUUUACUCGUUGACAGAAACCACUUUUUUUAGACUCUAUUCAAAUUCUACUUUCAUCAUAAUUUUUAUGAAAUUUCGGGGGGGGAAGGGGGUGACCCCUAACCCCACCCCCUCCCCUUUUACACGCGCCUGUACAUAUAAGUUUGUAUUAUAGCUGUGUUACUUUUUAUGUCCCCCGAAUCGUAUAGGUAUUUUAGGGCAAACAUGAAGCCCGAAAACGACGACUGUGUGUAUGCCGACCAAAUGCGACGUAAAAUCGCGGAAGACGAGGAGAUAAUGAAACGUUUAAAAUACGACAAAGUGUUUUUGUCCGAUUUGCUAAGCGAGCGAAUUCACGCCAAAAUGAAAAAUUCGCGUUUACGGGGCAACAUUGAUGACGACUAUGCCGAGGAUAACGUAAUGGGCGAAACAUCGUUUACUGAUGCCGAUCACGUCGAAUAG